UGAAUACCCACUCAAGCCUCUCUCUUCAGUCCUCUCCACAAAACAUGAAAUCAAUAUCAAGUUUCUUCCUUUUGGCUAUUUUGCUUCUCCUUACAUCUCCAUUAUGUCUUACGAUUAGACCUGAAUCAUCCGGAGUCUUCUUCUCAGAUGAGUUCAGGCAGAACAACAGAGGCAGCAAAUAUAGCAACCAAAAUGACAAAGGUGGUGGGAAUCCUGGUGAGUUUAACAUCCCCGGAUUUACUAUCCCGGGGUGGGGGAAUGAAGGCCAGGGUGGCGGGUAUGGAUAUGGAGUCGGCGGUCCAAAUGGAGGGCAUGGAUCAGGCGGUGUUAUUCAACCUUCGGUGGUGUGUAAAGACAGUGGUCCCUGUCUCCAUAAGAAGGUGACUUGCCCUGCCAAAUGCUUCAGCUCUUACAACCGGGCAGGGAAGGGAUGGGGCAUGGGCGGAGGCGGCGGUGGCUGCACCGUUGAUUGCAAGAAAAAGUGCAGAGCUUACUGCUAGAGGGUACUGAUUUCUACUACUAAUAUAUAGCUUAUAUAUGGUUCCUAUGAUGGUAUGUAUGCUAUUAUGGUAUGAUAGUUCCUAUGAUGGAAACAAUAUUAUAAAUAAAAUUGACGGGAUGUG
This is a messenger RNA of Rubroshorea leprosula, 623 nucleotides long. Lineage: Eukaryota; Viridiplantae; Streptophyta; Magnoliopsida; Malvales; Dipterocarpaceae. The record is from the annotation of a GenBank genome assembly.